Molecule: messenger RNA, 869 nt
Organism: Trichoderma virens Gv29-8
Lineage: Eukaryota; Fungi; Ascomycota; Sordariomycetes; Hypocreales; Hypocreaceae
Exons: 3
Coding region: 103-687 (194 amino acids)
Biological process (GO): purine nucleotide metabolic process
Cellular component (GO): cytosol
Molecular function (GO): GMP kinase activity
Source: RefSeq, a predicted model, not a curated record
UCUGCCUGCGGCUCUCAUAUGCCUCCCCGCCUCCAGCUCCCAGCGAUAUCAUCCUUCCGCCGCUCAAUCUCGCAGUUUUCGAGAGCCAAGUAUCUCAGCACAAUGGCCACCCCUCCUCCUGACCGCCGCCCCAUCGUCGUCUCCGGCCCCUCAGGUGUCGGCAAGGGAACCCUCUACGGCCUGCUCUUCGACCGCCACCCAGACACCUUCUGCCUCUCCGUCUCGCACACCACCCGGGACCCUCGCCCCGGUGAGGAGCAUGGCGUCCACUACCACUACGUCACCAUGGAGGACUUCGAGGACCUCAUUGCCAAGGACGGCUUCGUCGAGCACGCAAAGUACGGCCGCAACCGCUACGGCACCAGCAAGAUGACCAUUGAGGAGCAGACCAAGAAGGGCAAGGUCGUCCUGCUGGACAUUGAGAUGGAGGGCGUCAAGCAAAUCAAAAACUCCGGUAUCGAUGCCCGCUACAUCUUCGUCUCUCCUCCGUCCAUCAAGACUCUGGAGGAGCGCCUGCGGGGACGAGGCACUGAGACAGAGCAGAGCAUCCAGGAGAGAUUGGCUCAGGCUCAAAAGGAGCUCGACUUUUCAGAGACUCCCGGCGUUCACGACAUCAUCAUUGUCAACGACGACCUCGAGGCGUCUUACAAGAAGUUUGAGGAGUUUGUCUACAGCCCUCAGGCGUAAAAGAGACAUGUAUCCCUUCCUAUUAGAAAAUACCUAUUAGAAAAUACCCAUCAAAGACUCGACGCAACAAUUCCCUUGCUCUAGACAGCUAAAAGCGGCAACGGUCACCAAUUGAUUCACACGAAAUAGAAAGCUAGCUUGAAACCAUAAAAGCAAAGAGAAAAUGCAAAAUUAAUCAACAU